CUCACAGGGAUGCGCAGGGAAGCUGAACUUCGGAGAGGCUGCCGUGUGAGUGUGGGCGCGCAGAUGCGGCUCCCAGCGGUUCGGAGCCCCUCGGGAAAAGGACAAGACUCCGAGUGAAUAAGGGUAACGUAAAGAGGAAAGCAAACUGGCGGACUGGAGAACUGAGAAUGAGCAUUCAGAAGUGCCAGCUUCUGAAGAGACGAUGAGCAGAGCCGAACCCAGGAGACACCAACAACUCCUUUGCAAGCUCUGCUGCUUCUGAUCCUUGCUCCCAGCAGGCGCCGACUGCAGCCUCCCAACUUCCAAACACACACACACAGAGACCGGGAGGAAAUCACCCGGAGCUUCCCUGACCCGGGAGGUCGGAUCGGUUCGAGGAGGACUCCAACCCAGCUGCUGCAGGAAGAUGAACUCCACCCACCACCAUGGCUCCUCUACCUCCCUCCACCUCUGGAACCGCAGCAGCUACGGGCUGCAUGGCAAUGCCAGCGAGUCCCCGGGGAAGGGAUAUUCGGACGGGGGAUGCUAUGAGCAACUUUUUGUCUCCCCUGAGGUGUUUGUGACUCUGGGUGUCAUAAGCCUGUUGGAGAACAUUCUCGUGAUCGUGGCCAUAGCCAAGAACAAGAAUCUCCACUCACCCAUGUACUUUUUCAUCUGCAGCCUGGCUGUGGCAGAUAUGUUGGUGAGCGUUUCGAACGGGUCGGAAACCAUCGUCAUCACCCUGCUGAACAGCACAGAUACGGACGCGCAGAGCUUCACCGUGAAUAUUGAUAAUGUCAUUGACUCUGUGAUCUGUAGUUCCUUGCUUGCCUCUAUUUGCAGCCUGCUUUCCAUUGCGGUGGACAGGUACUUCACUAUCUUUUACGCGCUCCAGUACCAUAACAUCAUGACGGUUAAGCGGGUCGGGAUCAUCAUAAGUUGUAUCUGGGCAGCUUGCACUGUGUCGGGCAUUCUCUUCAUCAUUUACUCGGACAGCAGCGCUGUCAUCAUCUGCCUCAUUACCAUGUUCUUCACCAUGCUGGUUCUCAUGGCCUCUCUCUAUGUCCACAUGUUCCUGAUGGCGAGGCUUCACAUUAAGAGGAUUGCUGUCCUCCCGGGCACUGGCCCCAUCCGCCAGGGUGCCAACAUGAAGGGGGCAAUUACCUUGACCAUCCUGAUCGGGGUCUUUGUGGUCUGCUGGGCCCCGUUCUUCCUCCACUUACUGUUCUACAUCUCUUGUCCCCAGAAUCCAUACUGUGUGUGCUUCAUGUCCCAUUUUAACUUGUACCUCAUUCUGAUCAUGUGUAAUGCUGUCAUUGACCCUCUCAUUUAUGCUCUGCGGAGUCAAGAACUGAGGAAAACCUUCAAAGAGAUCAUCUGUUUCUACCCCCUAGGAGGCAGCUGCGACUUUCCCGGCAGGCAUUAAGCGUGCAAACUAGAAACCCGCAGUCGUUCUCACCCUGACACAAACUGAGCAGUGUCCUUUGCAACCGCUGCCUUCUCUGUGUAGUGCUUUGAUUGAAAAUAUCUGCUGUGUAAGUUUAAGCUUAUGACUUUUGACAUGAAAAAAAGUCUAAAUUUGUUAUUUUUGAUGUCAUGCUACUUUUUUUUUUGUUUGUUUGUUUGCCAGUGCUUCUUUGUGUUCUAUAUUGUGGGCACUCUGCAUUUAUUAAAAAAAAAAGAAACGCAAAGACACCCUUAUUAA
Psammomys obesus (fat sand rat) is the source of this 1684-nucleotide messenger RNA. RefSeq names its product melanocortin 4 receptor (gene Mc4r). Gene Ontology annotation, cellular component: membrane. The transcript has a single exon. Gene Ontology annotation, biological process: G protein-coupled receptor signaling pathway. The coding region runs from base 407 to 1405 and encodes 332 amino acids. Lineage: Eukaryota; Metazoa; Chordata; Mammalia; Rodentia; Muridae. The record is from RefSeq and is a predicted model, not a curated record. Gene Ontology annotation, molecular function: melanocyte-stimulating hormone receptor activity.